Molecule: messenger RNA, 4626 nt
Organism: Colossoma macropomum (tambaqui)
Lineage: Eukaryota; Metazoa; Chordata; Actinopteri; Characiformes; Serrasalmidae
Gene: dnajc6
Product: DnaJ (Hsp40) homolog, subfamily C, member 6
Exons: 18
Coding region: 1337-4027 (896 amino acids)
Biological process (GO): protein dephosphorylation
Cellular component (GO): cytosol
Molecular function (GO): phosphatidylinositol-3,4,5-trisphosphate 3-phosphatase activity; protein tyrosine phosphatase activity
Source: RefSeq, a predicted model, not a curated record
AGCUAGGUUGCUAAUGAUACAGCAAUAUACAUAGUGAAGUAAAGACAGUUGGCCAGCAUUUGGAAACAACUCUUGAAAUGCAAGGAAUGCAUAAAUGCACUUAACCUACAUGUUUUUGCAGUGACAAACUGCAUAUAUAUGAAGUAAAUUACGUGAAAUCAUACUGAACAUACACUGUGUGAGAAUGUCCUUUAGGUUAACUACUUUGCGGAUGAUUAGCUCAGUAUGCCAGGAGGCUAACAGUCUCCUUCAUUAACAUUGAGAAUAAGGCUUUAAGCUAAAAUAAUUUCUGAAGAAUUCACUAAAAAACUUAAGUUAAAUUAAGUAAAGAGUAUAUUACACGUAUGUCUUACCAGCAUGGUAUGUUCAAAUGUCCUUGUUUUUACGUAGAGCUGCCAAAAGUGGUACUAAAUCCAGUGUGGAGAAGUUAAAGUACACCUCAGUUAGCUUUAUGUUAACACUAUACAGUGAUACCUUUAGAGAUGCUAGCAAAAAUUAUAGUUGUUGUAACAACUAAAACAGAUAAAACAGACUUUUUAGAGGUUCUCAUGCCUGUGCAAUUAUAUUCUGCUCUUAAAAUCACUGAAUUUAAUGAGUAUUUACUGACAUUUUAAAGAACAUAAAAAAGUUUCACAUGCCUGCAGAAGCACUCCUAAAUACAUUCCUUUGAAGGUAAUUUUUGUCCAUAAUAUAUUAGAGAUCGAUCCAGCAGCAGUUAAAUAUGCUGUUAACUGCGUGACAGAGCGCUGAAUCAUCGCUAAAUGGUCUGACCUGUUCUCCAAUGACUCAAUGCCUAAAAACAGGGAUGACAGUCUUUCAGUGGUUGAUCGCUCUCUGUGCAGCUUAGAAAAUGAUUGGUACAGUCAGUAUGUUAUAUAUACGCUCACUGGCCACUACCUUCCAGUUACCUGUCACUUUGUGUGAUCUGUCUACCUUAUAGGGCUACUUUAUGGGUGUACAGUUUCACACUGUAUCUGUUAUCGUAUCUGUGUCAAUGCACAAUUUGUCAGCCACCUUCUACUCCAUUCGUCACUGGUCAGUUUCCGACCACAGGAUCAGUGAUGACCAGAAAUUAUUUGGGUGGUGGAUAUUCCUCAGCACAGCAGUGACACUGACAUGGAAGUGCCAGCACAAGCGGAUCAUGUCCAGAGGUGUUAUUGAUGUUUCUACACAUGUCAAGAGUCCCUGCAAGGUUGAGAGUGGGCUACCACCCAAAAAUAUCCAGCCACAAGCAACUGACCAGUGAUGAGGGUCUAGAGGAUGGCUAACAAUAAUUGUACAGCAACAGCUAGACUACAUUCUCUAAUUGUACACCAGCAAGGGGGAGCUACAAGAUAUGGACGGGAAUUAUGGGGGCGGACUGCUGGACAUGGUUAAAGGAGGCGCCGGAAAGUUCUUCAGCAACUUCAAGGACAACCUGAAGGACACAAUCAAAGACACGUCAACCAAGGUUAUGCAUCAAGUGGCCACCUAUACAAAAGGUGAGCUGGACAUUGCCUACAUCACCUCACGUAUCAUAGUGAUGUCAUAUCCUGCUGAGGCGGUGGAGCUGGGCUAUAGGAAUCAUGUGGAGGACAUCCGCUCUUUCCUGGACUCACGUCAUGCCGACCACUACACUGUUUUCAACUUAUCCCAGAGGAACUAUCGUGGAGCCAAGUUCUCCAACAGGGUAUCUGAAUGCAACUGGCCAUCCAAACAAGCCCCCAGCCUUCACAACCUGUUUGCUGUGUGCAAGAACAUGCACAACUGGCUCAAGCAGAACCCUAAGAACGUGUGUGUGAUCACUUGCUCGGAUGGCAGAGGUCCAUCAGGUGUGCUGGUGUGUGCCAUGUUCUGCUUCUGCCACCUCUUCGCCAACCCCGUGCCUGCCAUGCAGCUACUCAGCGCCAAGAGACCAGGCUCCGGCCUGUGGCCUUCACACAGGAGGUACGUAGGUUAUGUGUGCAGCAUGGUGUCAGAGAAACCCACAGUGCCCCACUCCAAACCUCUGGUCAUCAAAGCUGUCACCAUGAGCCCCAUCCCAUGUUUCAACAAACAGCGCAGUGGCUGUCGACCAUUUUGUGAUGUCCUGAUCGGCGAGACCAAAAUCUUCUCCACAGCGCAGGAGUACGAGAGGAUGAGAGAGUAUAGAGUGCAGGAGGGGAAGGUGCUGUUUUCUCUGGGAGUGAGCGUCCAAGGAGAUGUAGUGAUCUCAGUCUAUCACAUGCGCUCCCAUGCACUACAGGCCAAGGUGACAAACACGCAGAUAUUCCAGAUUCAGUUCCAUACAGGCUUUAUCGCCCCUGGCACCACAGUCUUAAAGUUUAUGAAGUCAGACUUGGAUGCGUGUGAUUCUCCAGAGAAGUAUCCUCAGCUGUUCCAUGUGCUGCUGGACAUUGAGGUGGAGAACACAGAGAAGCAGAAGGAUCUGACCCCACCAUGGGAACAGUUCCCCACCAAAGACCUGAGCCCGAAUGUGCUCUUCUCCUGCCACCAGGAACACAAGGACGCACUUGCAAUCGCAGAUCCUUCCCAGUCACAUGGGGGCCCUGGGGGCCGCUUGGGGCCAAAUGAAGAGAGCGAGCCUUCAGACGAUGAGAUGCUGUCCCUUUCCAGCCAGCAGAGCAAUGCUAGCAGUGAGAAAGCCAAAGCGGCAAAGAAAGCAGAGGCUCAGGCUGCCCCUGCCCCGCCACCUGCUGAGGACGUGGACCUGCUGGGUCUGGAUGGAGGUGACGUCCAGCCUCCUCCAGCUUCUCCACAGCCCCCGACCACUACCACCACCACUGACCUGCUGGGAGAUCUGUUUGGAGCUCCGCCUCCACAGUCUGCGAGUGGCCCUGGCUCUGCCCAGUCCACACCCAGGAGAUCUGCCCCCUCUACAUCACCCUGCCCAUCACCUCGACCUGGAGACACUUUUGACCCAUUUGGGUCAGCGACGGCCGCUGCACCUGCCCCAAAGCCUCAAGACUUCAUGGGGGCAUUCCUGGGUCCAGGUAAUGUGGGGCAGCCGGACCCCUUCCUGCAUGCCGCACGGUCUCCGUCUCCCACUAUGCAGAACAUGGGCAUGGGCCGCAGCUCACCCGGGCCUCCAACUACACCCACAGUAAACAUUCAGCAGCAAAACACUAUGGGUGGAUGGGACUGGAACAGACCAGCUCCCCCAGCAGGUGGAGGUUUCAGUAUGGGCAGUAAGUCAGCUGGUACAAGUCCCACUGGCUCUGUUCACAGUACUCCUACCCACCAGCCCAAACCAAACACUCUGGACCCAUUUGCUGACUUGGGCAACUUAGGAGCCAGUCUUGGAGGUGGCUCAGGAUUUUCCAGUAAGCCCACCACUCCCACAGGCACAGGAGGAGGCUUUCCCCCAAUGGGCUCCCCCCAGAGGCCUGCUCCCUCUCCCCAGCAUACCACCACUACUGGCAGCUGGCAGCCCAGCACAGGCUUCCCAUCUUGGCAGCCUGGCGGAGGGGGCGGGUGGCAGCCCCAGGCCCAGCCCAAACCUCCAGGACCUUCCAUGCCCCACAGCUCUCCACAGAACAGACCCAAUUACAACGUUAGCUUCUCCAGCAUGAGUGGAGCUUCACCAGGAGGAGCAGGGGGCAAAGCACAACCUAACAUGGGAGCCAAGCCGAAGGCCACAGACGCUAACUUUGAUGACCUGCUCUCUGGACAAGGCUUCACAGGCAGUAAGGAAAAGAAAGGCCCAAAGACAAUAGCAGAGAUGAGAAAAGAAGAGAUGGCAAAAGAGAUGGACCCAGAGAAACUCAAGAUCCUGGACUGGAUUGAGGGGAAAGAGCGGAAUAUCCGUGCGCUGCUCUCCACCAUGCACACGGUGCUAUGGGAGGGAGAAACCCGCUGGAAGCCGGUGGGCAUGGCUGACCUGGUCACACCUGAACAGGUGAAAAAGGUCUACAGGAAGGCUGUGCUGGUUGUCCAUCCAGACAAGGCCACUGGAGAGCCCUAUGAACAAUAUGCCAAGAUGAUUUUUAUGGAACUAAACGAUGCCUGGUCGGAAUUUGAAAGCCAAGGACAGAAAGCUCUGUACUAAGACUCAUUACAAAGAGUAACAUUAGAAAGCCCCUUCCUACAGCUGUCAAUGACACAACCAGUCAGCAUGUGAUACCCAACUCCAUCCUCCGAACACAAAUUCCUGCUCUCCUCCCCAUCCCGGAUCCUGCUCCAUUUACUAUAGACACUGCAGUCUUCAUCUGUACAGUGUACCUGAGUGUCAGACUAAUGACUCUGUAACUGGUGAAUAUGUGAUAAAACAGCUGUUUUCAGUAAGCCACUAUCAAAAAAGGCACCAAGCCUUUUUUGGGGCAUGCUUACGGAUAGGUAUAGCUGACAUAUCUAUUUUUAAAAUGAUCAAAAACAGUAUUUCCUCUCCCUUUUUGUAGCUAGUUCAGUUGCGUUGUGAUGCAGGCAUCCAGCUAAGGAUGCGCAGUUUUCCUUUGUUUUUGGUACCUGAACAACUGCAAAAUAGAAGCGGCUUUCGUGUUGCAGAUAGUGGUGUUAGUUGAAGCUGUGAAUCAAUAUGCAGGUCUGAGAUGAAACUGAAGUGUAGCCUUACUGAUACUCAGCAGGAGCCUUUCCAGGACUGGAGAGCAAAGGACAAAGGUUAAUUUAGCGUCAUUGUCACCUACAAAA